AAUACAUACACAAAUCACGAUUGGCUCGAGACAGUUCACCCCUGUAGCACAGUAUGUCCAAGUAGUUUAGUCAGUGUUGUAAGUUGUACAUGUCAUUUUAUAUUAUUCCAGCCUGCGGUAGGUUACUGUAUGUUAGUUUUAACAGCUGUAGCUAGCUGUUAGCGUGCUAAAGAACGUGCUAACUCGGCUUGCUAGCUAACGUUAGCAGUGCGCAGGUGACUAUAGUUUAAGCUAACUGACUGACAGAGGACACAAUCAUGGCUUACACGCAGAUACUGAAAGCUCUGCACCGGAGUCUAAAACAAACAGCGACACAGUACUGUGUGCAGCAAUGCAAGCUCACUCAGGUCAGUGUGCUGGUCCACACACAGAGGACAGUGUCAACAGUGUCGAGACUGACCUUCCACAGAAGAGCCGAGGCUCCUUCGUGUGUCACACCAGGACUGAGCUGCUUCAUCCAGGCUCACAGGCUGAGGGGGAUUUCUCUGGACUCUACGGCCAGAAGUCAAAGCAGCCCCGAGGACAGAGACAGGUCGGUGUCCAGGUACCAGAGUGGGAGCCCACAGCCUUCAGCUGCACAGAAAGUGAAAGAAGCCGGCAGAGACUUCACCUACUUGAUAGUUAUACUUGUCGGGCUUGGAGUGACAGGUGGGCUGUUAUACGUGGUGUUUCAGGAGCUGUUUUCUUCCUCGAGUCCAAAUAAAGUCUAUGGCAAAGCCUUCAACAAGGUCAAGUUAGACCCAGAGGUGAUUGGUGCAUUUGGGGAGCCAAUCAAGUGCUAUGGGGAGGUUACCCGUCGAGGAAGGAGGCAGCAUAUCAGUCAUCUGGAGUACCUGAAGGACGGACUGAAACACAUGAGACUUAAGUUUUACAUUGAAGGCUCUGAGCCCGGCCUCAAAGGAACUGUACACUCAGAGUCAAAAGAGAAUCCUGAAACUGGAAAAUAUGAGUUUCGCUACAUAUUUGUGGAAAUGGACACCUACCCAAGACGAACCAUCAUUGUGGAAGAUAACCGAUAAGAAAUGACUCAGGAGUAUAUCUUCUCUGGAAAAUCAUUGUGAAAAUGAGACGUGUGUUUGUGUCACUGGACUAAUAGCUGCCAAUUUACUUUAAAUGUAAGUUUAAUUUACUAUAAAAAGCUGUUAUGUUCAACAUCAACAGUUUGGGCUGUUUUAAACUUGGCCACAACAACAGAGCAGUGGGUGAAAAGCUUUGCAGAGUACAGGUUCUUGCACAGAAAAUAAUCAUCACUCUUAUGUGUUAUUGUUUUAUAAAUAAUACACAUGUGCUACAAGUCGUUUUUUAAAUGAAAUACCACAGGAUGGACUACAUUUUUGAAUAAACUGCAAUCAGAGAUGCAUAAGUUGUAAUAAAAAAUGUUUGUACAUGAACAGACAUGCAGCAAAAUACAGUACAGUUUUAUUUCUCAUUUCAUUUCUAUUUUGUGUUAUUUUAACACAACGUUCACCCUUAUUAGGUCAUUGUGUAAAUUACUAUGUAAAGUCUGUCAUUUGAAAGACCUUGAAAAUGUUGCAGGGUCCUUUUGUUCUGCUUAGAGCCAAGCUCACUCAGUCACUUUCUGUGUAUUUUGAAAGGUCUGUUUUCCUUUUAAAUUUCCAUAUUUAUUUUUAGUCUUUGUUUACUGCAUACUUAUGUAUUUAGUUAUCUUUUAGAUUGCAUUAUGAGACAAUGACCACUAGAUGGAGGCAAAGAGUGGAGAGAUAGCAACAACCUGAUAUGACCUUUUAGAUUAUUUAAUAAUUUCUCAUCUAUUUACAGUGUUAUAUGUGUUUGAGUUGGUAUUUUGCUUAGUUUUUCAACACAUUUUUUAAUGUACUCGGGGGGAAAGAGCCUGAAAAGUCGAUAAUAUUUGAACAUCUGAUUUUAAAUAAUGAACAAUUAGGUUACUCUUGACAUUAUUCAACUUCUUAUUGUGUUUUUUGACGCGAUGAUACACAUAUAUAGUGUGAAGACAUCAUUUAUGACAAUGAUCUGUAUUUGGUUUCAUUUUUACUCCUUUGUCAUGCAAGCAUGUGCUGCCUUCCAUGACCCUCGGAAUUUCCUGAUUUAUGAAGGACUUUUAUGAAAUACCACAGCAAUAACCGAGGAAUAUCACUUUUUAAUCGCUUUUUUGUGAUAACGCUGUUGCUGACACGUCAUAAGUAUUUUGAAUCAUUUGAUAAAUGUACUGUUUGUGGAACUUCUAGCGGCUAUACAUUUUUUUAAAACAACUGUGAACCUACCUGAGAUGAACUUUCUCAUUUCCGCUAUCCUUUGGCAGAACAAAGUAGCUCCGGUGACAGUGGUGACAAAACAAUAGGGACAUACAUUUUAAGAUAGCAACAACAACACUUCGACAUCAACACGAACCGAUUAAUUGGAAAUAUUACGUCGGUGUUGAGGGGGAGCAGCUUACGGGAAGCUCUAAAGGCAUCAGUGCUCUGAACACCGCCCACCGUUAAACCAAAGGCAGCAUUGAACGCACAGGGACGUGCUAAUGCAGUUAACGCUAGCUCAAACUCUGUAGGACUAGUUUAGUUUAUUCAAUGUCAAGUUAACGAGUAGCCUGUCGAGUAACUAGCUAGUAACCUUGUAUAUAACACCAAGAAGCUGUGUUCAUGAGGCAGGUCAAAUUUCAGUUGUUUUCACCGCGGCGUGGGUAUAUAGUGAAGGGGCUGUUGUUGUUGUUGUUGUGGCCUGCUACACGAUAAGCUGAGCUAAGCUAAGCUAAGCUAGGUGUAGCCUCAGCUGGUUCCUGGAGCUCUGCUCGUCACAUCUCCGAAACGACACGGGAAAUGACACACCUUUCCAGCUAACUAAGGCCGAGCUGUCGCUAUAUAAACAAGUUGUGGUUUUGGCCAGGGAUCAGCAAGUUCCCCAGCUAUGAGAGCCUCUACACACUAAUUGACAUCUCACAAAAAUGGAGCUGUACUGGUACAUAGUUGUAAUCAUAUUCAUCAUCAUCAAGAUAUUCUUCUAUGUGUGCUGGUACCGAUCAAGACAGAGGCAACUGGCAGCAUACUUAAGCAACCCACGCAAUGCUCAGAUAGUCAUUGUUGGAGGAAGGGCCUACCUCCAUCAGAUGUGUGAGAGACAGAGUCAAACGUCUGUCUGGCCUAGUUGGUAUGGCGUUCAGGAUGACCUGUCGAUAGAAGAGCCCUCCACAGCCCUGCCACCAGCUGCAUCCUUCUCCCACUUGGACAUGCCACCACCAUAUGAGGCAGUCUCUGGAGAGGAUGAUCUAAAGCCGCCUCCCUACAGCGAGUGUGCUAACAGCGACGAGGCCGACGCUCCCCGCCCCUCCCAUCAAGCUCCUCUCAUUUCAGAGGGAGGAGACAACAUUAGCGUAAAUGAAGCCCCACCCCCCUACACACUGUCCCCCCCCACACAAGUCAGUCAACAAGACGUCCCUGUGAGCCACAGUGAGUCCCAGUCAGAGAACAGGUCCACCUAAUCAAACCCCUGAUGCCAGUUUGCCUUUUCCAUGCACUGCCUUCCUAUAUUCAACCUCAGUGAUCGUUGCCAGCCUAACUCUCAUCACAUGAGAGCAGAUGUUUAUUUGGAUGUGUGUGUGUGCGUGUGUGUGUAUGCGUGUGUGUUUGGUGGUUUUUAGAUCCAAGUUGUUUUUCUACUUUGUAUUGUUUAAAAAAAAAAAAAAAGAAGAAGUGGUCAUCUGAUGAGUUUGGCAAUAACGGAUCACAUCAGCAAGCCU
Epinephelus fuscoguttatus (brown-marbled grouper) is the source of this 3712-nucleotide messenger RNA. It is a transcript of the gene timm21, whose product is annotated as translocase of inner mitochondrial membrane 21. Gene Ontology annotation, cellular component: TIM23 mitochondrial import inner membrane translocase complex. The record is from RefSeq and is a predicted model, not a curated record. The coding region runs from base 258 to 1019 and encodes 253 amino acids. The transcript is spliced from 10 exons. Lineage: Eukaryota; Metazoa; Chordata; Actinopteri; Perciformes; Serranidae. Gene Ontology annotation, biological process: protein import into mitochondrial matrix.